Molecule: messenger RNA, 2442 nt
Organism: Grammomys surdaster
Lineage: Eukaryota; Metazoa; Chordata; Mammalia; Rodentia; Muridae
Gene: Tpgs2
Product: tubulin polyglutamylase complex subunit 2
Exons: 7
Coding region: 40-930 (296 amino acids)
Biological process (GO): protein polyglutamylation
Source: RefSeq, a predicted model, not a curated record
GGGGCCGCCGCCGCCGCGCGCGGAGUGAGAACGCGUGCAAUGGAGGAAACACCGCCCCCACUGCAAGCCGGCAGCAAGCCGCACCUUGAGAAGUUGACCCUGGGCGUCACUCGCAUCCUGGAAUCUUCUCCAGGUGUGACAGAGGUGAGCAUAAUAGAAAAGCUGCCUGCUGAACGUCAUAUGAUUUCUUCAUGGGAACAGAAAAACAAUUGUGUGAUGCCCGAGGAUGUGAGAAACUUCUACUUGAUGACCAAUGGUUUUCACAUGACCUGGAGUGUGAAGCUAGAUGACCACAUUAUUCCACUAGGAAGCAUGGUGAUUAACGGCAUUUCAAAACUGACUCAGCUCAGCCAGUCUUCAGUGUACUCACUUCCUAAUGCACCAACUCUGGCAGACCUAGAGGAUGAGAGUCAAGAAGGCAGUGAAAACCACCAACUAGAGAAGCCUCACUUUGACUGCCGCAGUGCGAUAUUUGAGCUGGAUUCAUGCAAUGGGAAUGGGAAAGUUUGCCUCGUCUACAAAAAUGGGAAACCCGGAUUAGCACAUGACACUGAGAUAUGGUUCCUGGACAGAGCAUUAUACUGGCAUUUUCUCACAGAUACCUUUACCGCCUAUUACCGCCUGCUCAUCACCCACUUGGGCCUGCCCCAGUGGCAGUAUGCCUUUACCAGCUAUGGCAUUAGCCCACAGGCCAAGCAAUGGUUCAGUAUGUACAAACCCAUCACCUACAACACAAGCCUGCUCACAGAAGAGCCCGACACCUUUGUGAACAAGCUGGACCCCAGCAAAGUGUUCAAGAGCAAGAACAAGAUUUUAAUUCCAAAAAAGAAAGGGCCUGUGCAGCCUGCCAGUAACCAGAAAGGACCUGGGCCCUUAGCUCCUCCUAGCUCUAAGCCUUCCACAGGCUCUGGAAACCCUGUCCGAAAAUAAGCCUUCUAUCACCUCACAUCAGUAAUAUCCAGGCACAGAUGGCCCUGUGGCAGCCCCACCCUCAAACAGGUGUUGGCAUUCUCCUGAGUGACCAAAGCCUUAGGUUUUUGCUCCCACUGUCAUUAGCCAGGAGCUGGGACGAUGACACUGAAUUCUCCCCAGGAGUCCCUUUCUCUGUAGGUUGUGCCAAUUUCAUCUCCAAAACCAACCAAGAGUUUCAGAUGUACUUAGAGUUUUCUUAUGUCUGUACCCAAUCCUUAACUUCUUAGCAGUUAUUAGAGAGGUCACCUUCCCAAAUAAACCCAUGGUUUUUGACUCAUGAAGCAUCAAUAACGACUAGUCAUGUGACCAUCUCAGUUAUGAAAAUUUCACACCUUCAGUUGCAUUAGCCACACUUCUGGUAUGCAUCUGAUAGUAGAUUUCAUAUUGGACAGCACAGAAACAGGAACACUUCUGUCAUAGAAGUGUUUUGGACAACAUUGCAUGUGAACACUUUUAUAUUGUUCUUCAGAUACAAUAAUGUUAAUGCCUUACCUUCAUGUUUUGAGAAAACACUUUCAAAGACACAGUCUUGGGUUCUUUACAACCUAUACCACAAGCACAUCUCACUUGAGUCAUUUCAAAUUUCUGUAAAAUACCAUGUUCCUGAUCAGUUUGCUAUGAAGACUUUUGUUUCCAGCUUUCCAUCUAUGUUUCUACAUUUGCCAAAAUCAUCUUUAAAAGAGACCGACCCCUGCUGUAUUUUAUCUGUUAAUUCUCGGGGUAUCAUUUGCAAAUAAAGCCAGUCUAUUAAGAAUUUUCUGUGAUUCUGCUUAUUCACAGUUGGGUUCUGUCUCUCCCAACUUGCUGAAGUCUAAGCAGUAGCCUCCCUAGGCCAGUGUGUUGUCCCAAGGGGCCUUUGUAAGUAGGUGUCCUAUUCAAAAGGCAUUUUCCCAUAGAAACGUGAUGGUAUUAGACACUGAGCCAUCCCACAGGUUUAUCAUGUGUCAUAUAUUAGGCGUAUAACAAUUUCUGUGAAGAAAGACAUUUCUCUUAUUUUCGGUUAAUAUCUGUUCCUUCGUCUGCACUCCUGCCAAUGGGCAGGAGUUUUUGAUGGCUGUAAUUUUUGUAAUGAUAUCCUAGAGGUAGACUAAAGAGUUCUGAGGAGGGACAGACUGCACCCUCCCUUUCUAAUUGGCCAACCUGCUCUUUACUUUUCUGCCAUGGUGGUUGUCUGGGCUUCUCUUCCCUAGUAUGUGAUGGGAGUGAGAAGUCCCUGUCAUUUUCUACUGCACUUCUCCAACACCACUUUGAAUGUUUAGUAAAGAUUUCAAAUUCUUGUUUUGGGGACUGGAAGGAUGGCUCAGCAGUUCGGAGCAUGGACAACUCAUACAGAGGACCCAAGUUCAUGUGGCAGCACCCAUGUGAAGCAGCUCACGGCUCCUGGGACUCCAGCUCCAGGAGGCUCCGUCUAGCUUCCACAGGCACCUAUGCACACACAUAAAAAAGGAAAUAAAACUAUUUGAAAAAUUG